AUGUUAAACACAAUCAGUUCGAUUGAUAACAUUCAAAGAAAAAAUCCAUCACAAUUAUCAUUGAAAAAUUCUCGGCAUGAAUUGACUACAAAACAUUCGAAAACUGGAUACUACGCUUAUAAAAACAAGAAUCCAUCACUUCUAUCUGUUGAUCAUCAAUCAAUACAAUCCAAGAAUGAUCAUACUUUAGACGAUGAUGAUGACAAUGAUCAAACACGAACAACAUUAAAUUCGAGCAGCACAUUCAGUCAUAUUACACUAAUUGAUGAUCAUCGUAGUACAACAAAGAAUGAACAUCAAUGUUCAUUGACACAAAUGUUGCUUGCAUAUGCACAGCAAGAUGCAGAAAUAUUAACAAGUCUUACACCAACACGCUCAGAUAAAAGUCUUAAUAAUAUAUUGAAUGUACUUGAACUUCAUUUUAAUGCAUAUGCUAAUGAUAAACGACAAAUAUAUUUCGAAGGUAUCUUUCAAAUUUUACAUGAUUUUAAAGAACAAAUUACUGAAUUAACAUUAAUUGAAACGAUGAAAUUACUACAGAUUGAUCCUCUUGCUUCAUGUAACUUUGAAAGUUUUAUUCUUAUUCUAUGCCACUUACCUCCUAUUAAACAAGAUCCUAAUAAUUUUUUCAUUAUAUUCAAUGAACUUGACUAUAAUAAAGAUUUUUAUAUAACUUUUGAAGAUAUUAAAUAUGUAUUACCACACCUGACAUCUCAUUUUAACGAAGAAAUUAUUCGUGCAGCAAUUCAUACAAUAGAUAUCGAUCAUGACAAUGAUCGUUUAUCAUACUUUGAUUUUGUCACGAGUCUUCUGUUAUUACAAGAGUGUGAAUUAAGCAUGAAAACAAAAACAAUAACAACAUCAGCUAAUGGAAGUUUCCGUGUCACUAUUGAACAGAAAAAAGAAUUAAAAAAACAGUUUAGUGAAUGUGAAAAAAACAGAAUCGAAUCAUGA
Rotaria sp. Silwood2 is the source of this 954-nucleotide messenger RNA. The record is from the annotation of a GenBank genome assembly. NCBI's taxonomy places the organism in Eukaryota, Metazoa, Rotifera, Eurotatoria, Philodinida, Philodinidae.